Drosophila takahashii is the source of this 1263-nucleotide messenger RNA. It is a transcript of the gene Or63a, whose product is annotated as Odorant receptor 63a. The record is from RefSeq and is a predicted model, not a curated record. Gene Ontology annotation, biological process: sensory perception of smell; detection of chemical stimulus involved in sensory perception of smell. Lineage: Eukaryota; Metazoa; Arthropoda; Insecta; Diptera; Drosophilidae. Gene Ontology annotation, molecular function: olfactory receptor activity; odorant binding. Gene Ontology annotation, cellular component: plasma membrane.
AUGUACUCACCGGAAGAGGAGGCCGCGCUGAAGAGGCGCAACUAUCGCAGCAUCAGGGAGAUGAUCCGACUCUCCUACACGGUGGGCUUCAACCUGAUGGAUCCCUCGCGAUGCGGUCAGGUGCUCAGAAUAUGGACUAUUAUUCUCAGCCUGAGCAGCUUGGCUUCGCUCUACGGCCAUUGGCAAAUGUUUCUGCGAUAUAUUCAGGAUAUUCCCCGAAUUGUGGAGACCGUUAGCACCGCUUUUCAGUUCCUUACUUCAAUAGCAAAGAUGUGGUAUUUUCUUUUUGCUCAUAAACAGAUCUAUGAUCUUUUACGAAGAGCCAGAUAUCAUGAGUUACUUCAAAAGUGCGAAAUCUUUACAAGGAUGUCAGAUCUACCUGUAACAAAGAAGCUUCGCGAGCAAGUGGAGUCCACAAUGGUUCGAUAUUGGGCCAGUACUCGUCGACAACUUCUUAUCUACUUGUGCAGCUGCGUUUGCCUUACCUCUAACUACUUUAUCAAUUCCUUUGCUAGCAACCUAUAUCGAUAUUUCACACUGCCCAAGGGAUCUUACGAUAUUUUGCUACCUCUACCAUCACUUUAUCCCGCCUGGGCAGACAAGGGUUUAAGUUUUCCCUACUACCAUAUACAAAUGUAUCUAGAGACCUGUUCUCUUUACAUCUGCGGAAUGUGUGCUGUUAGUUUUGAUGGGGUUUUCAUUGUCUUAUGCCUUCAUAGCGUGGGUCUAAUGAAGUCCCUCAAUCAAAUGAUAGAACUAUCUACUUCCGAAUUGGUUCCUCGAGAACGCAGGGUUGAGUAUUUGCGAUGCUGUAUCUAUCAGUACCAACGUGUGGCGGACUUUUCAGCUGAGGUCAACGACUGUUACCGGCACAUCACCUCCUCGCAGUUCAUGCUGAGCCUCUUCGGCUGGGGAUUGGCUUUGUUUCAGAUGAGCGUGGGCUUUGGCAGCAACAGCAGCGUUACCAUGAUCCGGAUGACCAUGUACCUGAUUGCAUCUGGUUACCAGAUAGUUGUGUAUUGCUACAACGGCCAGCGAUUUACGACGGCUAGUGAGCAGAUUGGCAAGGCCUUCUACGAGGUGCGAUGGUACGGGGAGUCCCGGGAGUUCCGCCACCUCAUCCGCAUGAUGUUGAUGCGCACGAACCGGGGUUUCAGGCUGGACGUGUCCUGGUUCAUGCAAAUGUCCCUGCCCACGCUGAUGGCGAUGGUCCGGACAAGUGGACAGUACUUCCUGUUGCUGCAGAAUGUCAGCCAGAAAUAG